AUGAGCACAGUCUCCAAAAAUAAAUUGGACAUUUCGAGUGAUAUUAGAGAGGCACCUCGACUUCCAAACAAUACUGGAGAAGUUUCUCAAUCUCGAAAUGAUACUGGAGAAAGAUCUCGAAAUGAUACUGGAGAAAGAUCUCGAAAUGAUACUGGAGAAAGAUCUCGAAAUGAUACUGUAGAAAAAUCUCGAAAUGAUACUGGAGAAAGAUUUGGAAACGAUACGGGAGAAAGAUCUCGAAAUGAUACUGGAGAAAGAUUUGGAAACGAUACUGGAGAAAGAUCUCGAAAUGAUACUGGAGAAAGAUCUGGAAACGAUACUGGAGAAAGUUCUCGAAAUGAUACUGGAGAAAGAUUUGGAAACGAUACUGGAGAAAGAUCUCGAAAUGAUACUGGAGAAAGAUCUCGAAAUGAUACUGGAGAAAGAUCUCGAAAUGAUACUGGAGAAAGAUCUCGAAAUGAUACUGGAGAAAGAUCUCGAAAUGAUACUGGAGAAAGAUCUCGAAAUGAUACUGGAGAAAAAUCUCGAAAUGAUGCUGGAGAAAGAUUUGGAAACGAUACUGGAGAAAGAUCUCGAAAUGAUACUGGAGAAAGAUCUCGAAAUGAUACUGGAGAAAGUUCUCGAGAUGAUACUGGAGAAAGAUCUCGAAAUGAUACUGGAGAAAGAUCUCGAAAUGAUACUGGAGAAAGAUUUGGAAACGAUACUGGAGAAAGAUCUCGAAAUGAUACUGGAGAAGGAUCCCGAAACAAUACUGGAGAAAGAUCCCGAUACGAAUCGUUUAACGGGCUAUACUGCUUUACCGGGAAGACUUCCACGUAG
Parasteatoda tepidariorum (common house spider) is the source of this 819-nucleotide messenger RNA. The record is from RefSeq and is a predicted model, not a curated record. Lineage: Eukaryota; Metazoa; Arthropoda; Arachnida; Araneae; Theridiidae.